CCGAGCAGAGAUGGCCGUGGAGGUGGCGCGGGCGGUCCGGGUCUUGCUGAUUCUGGCUGUUGGGGCUCAAGCUAAAAUACUCUUCACCAAGGAGCCAUAUUCCCAGGAUGCUUUACACGGUCGCAGUGCCAUCUUGCGCUGUGAAGUGGAGCAACCGAGUGACAUAGAGUUUGAGUGGCUACAGAAUGGCGUUCCUGUUCAGGACACCGAACGUCGUUUCAAGGAAGGAAGCAGCCUACAGAUCACAUCAGUUGAUAGGCAGCAAGAUGGUGGAAACUUCCAGUGUGUGGCCCGCAAUGUAGUGACUGGAGAAGAAGCUCGCACAACGAAUGUGUCUUUCAAUAUAAAGUGGAUUGAAACAGGAGAAGUUGUUUUGAGGAGCCCAGCCACAAUAGAGGACAUACAGAGUUCUACCCCAGUGACGUUGCGCUGCCAUAUUGAUGGACAUCCACGCCCAACAAGUCAGUGGUUUCGGGAUGGCACCUUGAUUGUGAGUGAUCAUAACAACUAUUCAGUCAUCAGCAAGGAGCGAACACUGAUCCUUAGGAGUGCGGGUCCUGAUGACAACGGUGUCUAUUAUUGCUGUGCUCGUAAUACCGUCGGAUCUGUUUGCAGCAGCAACAACUUCACUCUCAGCAUCAUAGAUGAGAGCUUCCCUCGCCCAGUAAUUGUUCCUGAGAACCAGAUUGUCAAUAAAAAUGAGGAGGCCGUGUUCCAUUGCCAGUUCACAGCUGAGCCACCACCUACUCAGGAAUGGUUGUUUGAUGGGAAAAUAAUUUCCAAUAUGAGCAGGACUGUGGUCCUUUCCAAUGGCUCUUUGCUAAUACCUCAGGUGAAACUGCGUAAUGUUGGGGUCUACAAAUGUGUUGGCCGUGGGCAGAGAGGAAAGCCUGUCAUUUUGGAAGCAACUCUUCAGCUGGCAGAAAUUCACGAUAUGGUUUCACUCGAGCCAAAGACUUUCAUAGACAAUACAGAGCAGCGUGUGGUCUGUUACACACCUCGGGGAGUCCCUGAGCCCCAUAUUUGGUGGGAAAGGAAUGGCGUUCGCGUCCCCACUACUGGCAGGGUACGGCAAGAAGCAGAGGAACUCAUCUUCGAGGGCAUUGUUGAGAAGGAUGCGGGGAUAUACACUUGCCAUGCAGCAAACAAGGCUGGAGGAAAAAAACAAGAUCAGAUCAUCACAGUAGCCACCAAGCCAACGUGGGUGAUAAAGCCCAAGGAUGUUCAACUGGAAGAAGGCAAACCAGCCUAUCUUCACUGUCUCAGCAAAGCUUCAUUGAAGCCCAGUAUUACCUGGUAUCGCAAUGGCUUCCUGAUUUCAGAGGAUUCUCGCUUUGACAUUGCUGAGAAUGGGACACUGCGCAUUAACAACGUGGAUGUGUAUGAUGGGACAACGUACAAAUGUGUGAGCAGCACGCCAGCAGGGAGCAUUGAAGCACAAGUUCGUGUACAAGUUCUUGAGAACUUGAAGUUUACCCCUCCUCCUCAGCCCCAGCGAUGCGUUGAGUUUGAUAAAGAGGUCACAGUAUCCUGUUCAGCCACAGGCCUGGAACAGCCUACAAUCCGGUGGAUUAAAAGUGAUGGAAGCACCCUGCCAACACGGGUCAGUCACAAUGCUGGGAUCCUGCAUUUUCAGAAAGUGACAAGAAGCGAUGCUGGCAACUACACUUGCAUUGCCUCCAAUAACCCACAGGGAGAGAUCAGAGCGAUGGUUCAGCUCACAGUGGCAGUUUUCGUAAGUUUUAAAGUGAAGCCAGAUGAUACCACAGUAUAUCAGGGACACACAGCCAUGUUCCAGUGCCAAGCUGAGGGUGACCCAGUGCCACAAAUCCAAUGGAAAGGAAAGAACAGGAUUCUUGAGCCUGACAAAUUAUUACCCAGGAUCCAGAUUAUGCCCAAUGGCUCUCUGAUAAUAUACGAUGUCACCACAGAAGACUCUGGAAAGUACACCUGUAUUGCUGGCAACAGCUGCAACAUCAAGGAUCAUGACGCGUUUCUCUAUGUUGUAGACAAACCAAUUGCAGAGCGAGAUGACGCGGCCAACAACCACACUCCAUAUAAGAUGAUUCAGACCAUAGGACUCUCGGUUGGAGCUGCAGUGGCCUACAUCAUCAUUGUGCUGGGGCUCAUGUUCUACUGCAAGAAGAGGAGGAAGGCAAAGAGGUUGAAAAAGCAGCCAGAGGGCGAGGAGCCUGAGAUGGAGUGUCUAAAUGGGGGCACUUUGCUGCAAAAUGGGCAGACUACUGCUGAAAUCCAAGAAGAGGUGGCUUUGACGAAUCUUGGCAGCAGCUCAUCCGCCAACAAGAGGCACAGCGCCAGUGAUAAGAUGCAUUUCCCCCGCUCCAAUUUGCAGACAAUCACCACUUUAGGAAAGGGCGAGUUUGGAGAAGUCUUCCUGGCGAAGGCAAAAGGCAUUGAAGACAGUGAAACUGAGGUGCUUGUUCUAGUCAAGAGCCUUCAAACAAGGGAUGAACAGCUGCAGCUGGACUUCAGGCGAGAGUUUGAGAUGUUUGGCAAAUUGAAUCACAGCAAUGUGGUGCGACUGCUGGGCCUAUGCCGGGAAACAGAGCCCCAUUACAUGAUUCUGGAAUAUGUGGAUCUGGGAGACCUGAAACAGUUCUUGAGGAUUUCCAGGACUAAAGAUGAGAAACUUAAGCCCCAGCCCAUCAGCACCAAACAGAAGGUAUCCUUCAGCUGCCAAGUGGCCCUGGGAAUGGAGCAUCUCUCCAACAGCAGAUUUGUACAUAAAGACCUGGCAGCUCGGAACUGUCUGGUCAGUGCCCAAAGGCAGGUUAAGGUGUCAAGCCUGAGCCUCAGCAAGGAUGUUUACAACAGUGAAUACUAUCACUACCACCAGGCCUGGAUCCCGCUCCGCUGGAUGCCACCCGAAGCUGUCUUGGAGGAUGAAUUCUCCACCAAGUCUGACGUUUGGUCCUUCGGGGUCGUUAUGUGGGAAAUAUUCACCCUUGGGGAAAUGCCGUACUCCAAACUGGCAGAUGAGGAGGUGCUAGCAGGUUUACAGGCUGGGAAGAUGAAGCUUCCUCAUCCAGAGGGUUGCCCCUCCAAGGUCUACAAAGUAAUGCAGCGCUGUUGGGCCCCCAGCCCGAAGGACCGCCCGUCUUUCAGCGAGAUCGCCAACAUGCUUGGGGAAAGCCCGUCUGAGAGCAAAGCGUGAGCAGGGAAAGGUUGGCCCCUCUUGCAUGAGCUGGGAACGGCCCGAGAGUGGUUUUGGCGUUUGACUGUUACAGACUCUCCAGUGGGGACCCAAAGUCCACACCCAAACGGACUGUGGAUUUUUUACACUAAUGGACAAAACUUGUGGACGUUGUUCCUUUACCAGAGGCUUCUUGUCAGGCCCUGUUCCCUGCCCCUCACCAGGCUGCAUUUCCUCCAGGUUCUACCUCUGAUAUCCGUGAGGCUGGUUAACAUGCAAGCGCUGCAGGGAAUGCUGGAAAGGCACCACAGGCCCCUUUGGCAAUGAAGGCCUGUGGCAAGUUUUGGGACUCCUCUGUGUUGGCACCUCAGGCAUCUUCUUCUUCUUCCUGAACUCACAUAAAGCUGUCUUAUACCAAGUCGGACUAUUGGUCUGUCAAGGUCGGUGUUGUCUAGUACUCUGACUGGCAGUGGCUCUCCAAGGUCUUAAU
Molecule: messenger RNA, 3644 nt
Organism: Gekko japonicus
Lineage: Eukaryota; Metazoa; Chordata; Lepidosauria; Squamata; Gekkonidae
Gene: PTK7
Product: protein tyrosine kinase 7 (inactive)
Exons: 20
Coding region: 11-3175 (1054 amino acids)
Biological process (GO): homophilic cell-cell adhesion; synapse organization; protein phosphorylation
Cellular component (GO): axon; plasma membrane; neuronal cell body
Molecular function (GO): ATP binding; axon guidance receptor activity; protein kinase activity
Source: RefSeq, a predicted model, not a curated record